AUGGGGAGGAAAGGAAGUUGGUUUUCUUCUGUUAGGAAAAUUUUCGUAUCCGAUUCCAAGAAAGAUCAGAAACCUCAUCAACCUACUAAGUCAAAGUUAGGAUGUUUUGGACAUCAUGAACAUUAUGUGGAUCCUGAAUUGGAAUCUAGAGAAGUUGUUUCUGUCCCAUCUCUUCCCAGAAGAAAAACGGUUGUUAAACAGAAAAAAACCAACACAGAAGAUGAACGCAACAAACAAGCUUUAUCUUUAGUUUUAGCCACGGCUGUUGCUACAGGCGCGGCCGUGGCUGCUGCUCAGGCCACUCGUCUCGCAACUCUUCCUCCUUGUUAUAUUGGAAAACCAGCUCAAGAAAUAGCAGCUAUGAAAAUUCAAUGCGCCUUUCGCGGAUAUUUGGCCAGGAGGACUUUGCGCGGAUUGAGAGGCUUGGCGCGGUUGAAAGCGUUGGUAAAAGGGAAGUCUGUUCAACGACAGGCGGCUACUACGUUGCAAUGUAUGCAAACUCUUUCGCGAUUGCAGUCUCAAGUUAGUGCGAGGAAGGUCAGAAUGUCGGAGGAGAAUCAAUCUUUCCAACGCCAGUUGCAACAGAAACGCGAAAAGGAACUUGAUAAGUUACAAGCUGCUCCUAUUGAAGAAUGGGAUUAUAGUUCAAAAUCGAAGGAGCAAAUCGAAGCGAGAUUGUUGCAGAGACAAAUCGCGGCCAUGAGAAGAGAAAAGGCUUUGGCCUACUCGUCAACGCAUCAACAAACAUGGAGGAACACUCCAAAGGAAUCGGUUGAUACGACGAUUAUGGAUCCAAACAAUCCUCAUUGGGGGUGGAAUUGGCUUGACAGAUGGAUGGAUUCAAGGCCAUGGGAAGGACAAAACACAAAGGAUGAAAAGAAUCAUCAAUCAGGAAAAGGUGCUGCAUGUAACACUAUGUCUGUUGGAGAAAUCUCCAAAUUGUAUGCUCUAAGAGAUCAAAAUCAAGAUAGUAAAAAAUCUCAUACAAGCCAAAAACCAAGUCAUCAAACUCUAGCUUCAAUACCUAUUAAAGGAAAAGCAAAAAAAUCAUCAAGUGGUUCUUGGGGUGGUGAAGGUGAUUCAAAGUCCAUGCUCAACAAGAAUUCCGAAAGCAAUCGAAGACAUAGUAUUGCGGUGUCUCCGGGGAAAGAAGAUGAAAUCCUUGUAAACUCACCUACAAAGGUUUCAAAGACUAAAACCAAAGUGCAAAGUACUCCUGCAAAGAAGCAGCUUUCUUUGACAGCUUCUGGUGCUGGUUCUGGUACAAGAAGGCAUUCUGUUCCAAGUAAAAUGGGAAUGAAUUCUAAUAAGAAUGGUGUGGCUACUAUUCCUGAAGGGAAAGUGAAAGUGAGAAAUGGAGGGAGCAGGUAG
Molecule: messenger RNA, 1371 nt
Organism: Lathyrus sativus (Indian pea)
Lineage: Eukaryota; Viridiplantae; Streptophyta; Magnoliopsida; Fabales; Fabaceae
Source: the annotation of a GenBank genome assembly